CCUGCAGAGUGCGGUCCUUCCCGUUAGAUGCGCUCAUCGGAGAGAGAGGGAGAGAGAGAGAGAGCGAGGGAGGGAGAAAAAAAAGAAGAGGAGAGGGAUCCGUAAGACUCUCCGAGUUCUGCCAUUUUGUCUGGAUUCCUACUGAUUCAGGAUUGAGAAAACGAAGGAAAAUCUGCGCCGACAAUGAGCUGAUGUUGGCUGGGAUCCAGGCUUAAACAACAAAUUGAAUAUAUAUUUAUUUUUGGUGGGGAAAAAAACUAGUUGCUUGUUUACAAACUCGCUCUAGUUAAACUUCAUAGCCAUCGCGCUUCAGGGCAGUGCUGUCCUGUGUGGCGUAUGCAGCCGGGCUCCCGUCCUGUGUCUUUGGUGCUGGCAUCCCACAACCAUGUGUUCCACCAACCAUCCAAACUGGGUGACCUUUGAGGAUGAGGAGGCGGCACGCUCUCCUUCCCAGAAGCCCCUUCAGUCUCCCACUGCCAGCUUGGGGUCAGUUCCCAGGCCCAAUGGGCUCAGACUGAUUCUGCCUUCUCUGAGCGGCUCCUCCUGGGGUUCUCCCAGUCCACUGGACUCACCACAAAUGCACUUUAGCUACGACGGCGGCUCCUGCGUGCCCAGCAACACCCCCUUGUGCACGCCCGUAAGGGAGAUGCCCACCAGCUUUUCCUUCUUCCAAUGUGCCCCCCCAGGAGAUCAGAGUGCUGCCCCAAGCUUCUCCAAUGCGUCCACAGCCACUCUGCCCUCGCCAGCCCCAGAGCAGCACACGCCUCAGUCCACAGGGAACUCGUCCGAGGGGUGGAACCCAUUUCUGGCAUCCCGGGAUGACCGGGACCACUUCAGUCCAUUCUGGAGCGAGGGGAAUGCCGAGUCUGGGGGCUCCUCCUCAGACUCAGACUCGGGGUCCAGCCUACCCCGCUUCUUUAUCAGGACCAAGGAUGGUUACGGGCCGCCGCCGGACCACAUCCAGAACUCCUACUCCUACAUCUGCCAAAAGCUCGAGCGGUUACGUGCCGAGGGUGAGGAUGGUAAGGAAGCAGGCAGAGAGGGAGAUGAGGGAGAACAUAUGGAGAGACUAAGAGCUGAGGAGGUAGAGGGAAAUCCCAGCUUUGUCCCGCAGGGACUGUUCCGCAGCCAGCAGAGACAUGGCUGGCCCAUGAUGCUCCGUAUUCCUGAGCGGAAAAACCGCAUGUCCUCCCGGCAGUGGGGGCCGAUUUACCUACAGCUGCUGCCUGGGGGGGUGCUGCAAAUGUACUAUGAAAAAGGUCUAGAGAAGCCCUUCAAGGAGCUCCAGCUACACUCCCACUGCCAGUUAUCCCUCCCCAAGCUGGAGGGCUACCAUGAGCCACGUAAGAUCUACACAGUGAAGCUGGAACACAUAUGCUACACUGAGCGCCGGCGCUACCACCCCCGGCCGGAAGUGACGCAUGAGGCAGAGGCGGAGCAGCUGCUGAAGUUUGGCACCACCGAGCACGGGGAUAUGGAGGACCUGGUGGCGUCUGUGGAGGAGGAGCUGAUGAAGUUGCCCGCGCUUGCCCAGACUCGUCGGCACUACGAGGAGCAGGAGAUGUCGCUGAGGAUCGUCGACCACCUCUGGGUUAGGCUGGACAAGGACGGGAACCUGCUGGAGCGGUCGGCUGUCAGCCACAUUUACUGCCUCGCCUUCCUGAAUGGGGCUGGAGAAUGUUUCAUGGCGCUAAAUGACCAACAACUGCUUCACAGGAACCCUGAGUACGGCUCAGAGAAGGAGGGUGAGGAGGAAGGCUUGUGGAUGGAGAUCACAGACUGCUACUUCCAUGCCUGUGUCAACAAAGCGGAGUUCCAGAAGUCCCGGCUGGUGAAGUUCUCACCACCGGAUGCCUGCAGCGUGGAGCUGAUGCGAUAUAAGACCGUGUCUAUUGGUUCUGGAGAACCACCCUUCUCUGUCAAGGCCGUGGUCACUGUGCAAGGCGCCUAUGUGGAGCUCCAGGCCUUCCUCACCAUGACGCCCUCCUUCAUCUCCUCAUCCGAGAGCAACCUCGACUUGUCGCUGCCUUGUGAGAAUAUUCUUCUUCGGGUCCCAGUGCCGGAAGAUUGGGUGAAGGUGUCGCGCACGGUUGCCCUACUGAGGCAGAAGUACCUAAAGGCCCGAAUGAACCGCAACGCUUGCCUGGGAUCCAUCAAUGCUGCAGACACCCAACCUGUCAUGCAGGUGUCCGUGGGGACCGUCAAGUACGAGAAUGUGUACCGUGCCAUCGUGUGGAGAAUCGACAGGCUACCCGCGAAGAACACUGCGAUGGACCAGCCACAUUCCUUCUCCUGCAAGCUUGAGCUGGGUUCGGAUCAGGAGAUCCCAAAUGACUGGUACCCGUUUGUCACCGUGGAGUUCGAGCUGGCAGACACCUUGGUGUCCCGCACAAGGGUGAAGUCGCUUGGCACGGAGAGUGACAUCCAGCCGCAGAAGCACAUAGGGACGAAGGCGUAUUACCACUGUCAGGUGGAGAUUGAAAAGAAGUGGAUAGAGACAGAAUCUCAGAGGCAAUCUGACUGCACGAUACAGUGAUCUUCCUCAGCGUCCCGACAAAAUAAAAGAACCCUUUCCCCUCCUUAAGAAAUGCACCCUGGACACCUUGCUGAAUAUUCUUUGCACCAAACAAAGACAAAAAAGAAGAAUUUGUCAGAAGAGAAUGUAUUUGGAAGAGCCGAUAUGAAUUUCCGAACUGAUGUUCUUGUGUACUUUCAGUAUACUGUGUGCUAUUUAACUCGUGUCACAUUUACAUUCCAAUAUACACAUUUUUUUGUUGUUUUUAUAACAAUUUAGUUAAACUACACUGACGGGAUAUUCCUCUGAGUUGUGUGAUCCGAUAAAACUGGGAAUCAAGAGCACAUGACAUUUAAAUAACCUUACUGCAAUUUCUCCUGCUUGCUGGGGGCAAAACAGAGGAGUUGCCCUUUUGUAAGAUAGAGAAAAUGUCCCCUUUUUAGCAAAAUGAUAGAUAUACUCACAGCAGCAUUUCGUUUCUUCCCAGGAAUACUGCACACAGCCAGGCUUCCUCCAAAACUGCAAUAAAUUGCACUCUUAUAUUGUAUUGGUACUAGUUAAGCUUAAUGUCCUGAUUGCAGUUUUAGAGUAUGUAAUGCAGUGGCCAGAGCACUGCAUUCGGGUUAUGAGGAUGUGGAUUUAAGUCUUUGGUGAGAAUACUGCUGUUUCUUGAGUUCGUUUCAAAACUCAAGUAAAAAAAUAUAUAUAUACAAAUGAUUUAGGAAUGUUUAAAGAAAGUAUCUAUGAGCUGCAUCACUAAAUGGUGAAGCAGAAAGAACCGGAAAUAUGUAACAAUUUAAAAACAAUUGUGGGUGCAGUUCCCUCAAGUUAAAAAGUCAAUCGUACGUGCUUGAUGCCUUAGAUUCAGUCAUCUAACUGUUGUAGAUGAGUGAACCUAACUUGACUUGUAGUAGUAACUGCGACGGGAUUCUGGUCCUUCUUUCUACACAACGCAUAGUUAACAAAGCUCUUACAAGGACACGACGAAGGCGCAUGUCCUCUAACAUCUACUCUGCAUUCACCGAGUCACGGGUGUAUUAACUUUGGCAUGCACGACAAACAACCAGCUCCGCCGUUAAUAUGGGAUAGAGAAAGCCGUGGUACAACGCAGCGGAAGGAGCAUGACAGAAGCUGAAAAGUGGGGUUUUGUUUUGUCCUGUAGCCGCAAUACUGCAAUAAAACAAAAUACCGAUUUACUAUAAAA
Brienomyrus brachyistius is the source of this 3719-nucleotide messenger RNA. RefSeq names its product stonin-1. NCBI's taxonomy places the organism in Eukaryota, Metazoa, Chordata, Actinopteri, Osteoglossiformes, Mormyridae. The record is from RefSeq and is a predicted model, not a curated record. Gene Ontology annotation, cellular component: synaptic vesicle; AP-2 adaptor complex. The coding region runs from base 386 to 2536 and encodes 716 amino acids. Gene Ontology annotation, molecular function: clathrin-cargo adaptor activity. The transcript is spliced from 4 exons. Gene Ontology annotation, biological process: clathrin-dependent endocytosis; regulation of endocytosis; synaptic vesicle endocytosis.